This is a messenger RNA of Plasmopara halstedii, 390 nucleotides long. RefSeq names its product rna polymerase ii 15kd isoform a. The coding region runs from base 1 to 390 and encodes 129 amino acids. The record is from RefSeq and is a predicted model, not a curated record. The transcript has 3 exons. Lineage: Eukaryota; Oomycota; Peronosporomycetes; Peronosporales; Peronosporaceae. Gene Ontology annotation, cellular component: RNA polymerase II, core complex. Gene Ontology annotation, biological process: DNA-templated transcription; maintenance of transcriptional fidelity during transcription elongation by RNA polymerase II; transcription-coupled nucleotide-excision repair. Gene Ontology annotation, molecular function: DNA-directed RNA polymerase activity.
AUGGCCACCGCUGGAAUGCGCUUUUGCCGCGAAUGCAAUAACAUGCUGUAUCCAAGCCAAGACCGCGAGAUUCGUCGCCUCGUAUUUCGAUGCCGUAAUUGCGGGCAGUCUGAAGACGUGGAGGAGAAUUGUAUUUAUGUAAAUGAGCUAGUUAAAGACACACGAGUACAACUAGAUGUGCUUCCGGGCGAUGUAAUUGAUGACCCGACGUUGCAGCGCGAUUAUGACGUGGCAUGUCCUAAUUGUGGACAUAAUGGCGCUGUGUUCAUCCGGUCUCAAGACGGCGUCAAGCAAUCCACGCUUGCCCUUAUUUGGGUGUGUCUUAAUCGUGAUUGCCAAGUAGAUGAAGAUGGAAAUCGUUUGCCGUCAUAUCGCUGGAUGGGGAGCUAA